CCUCUCUGACGAGCUGCUUCCGGUUGGAGACGUGGCUUAUACUUCUGCCAUAUUGAGCCGCGGAGCAGUGCACUUUCACAGAAAUAUCUGUUUUAUUUAUCACCACAUAGUGUUUAUACAACCACAUAAACGCCACCGAGAACAUUAAGCGCUGGAAAGAUAACAGACACUGAAAAUGGUGCUGUUGGCUGCAGCGGUGUGCACCAAGGCAGGAAAGGCCCUGGUGUCACGGCAGUUUGUGGAGAUGACACGGACACGAGUGGAGGGUCUGCUGGCUGCUUUCCCCAAGCUGAUGAACACAGGCAAGCAGCAUACAUUUGUGGAGACCGACAGUGUGCGCUAUGUCUACCAGCCACUGGAGAAGCUCUACAUGGUCUUGGUCACCACCAAGAACAGUAACAUACUGGAGGACCUGGAGACACUGCGUCUCUUCUCACGUGUGAUUCCUGAAUAUUGUCGUGUCCUGGAGGAAAGUGAGAUUUCUGAGCAUUGCUUUGACCUAAUCUUCGCCUUUGAUGAGAUUGUCGCCCUCGGUUACAGAGAAAAUGUCAACUUGGCCCAGAUCCGGACAUUCACAGAGAUGGAUUCUCAUGAGGAAAAGGUGUUCCGUGCUGUCAGAGAGACUCAGGAGCGCGAGGCUAAGGCAGAGAUGAGACGGAAGGCUAAAGAGCUUCAGCAGAUACGGCGUGAUGUCGAGCGCGGGAAAAAGGGGCCGGGCUUCGGUGGUUUCGUCAGCUCAGGCAUGAGCAGCAGCACGGGCAUAAUCACAGACACUCUGAUCGAGCCCGAGAAACCCAGACCCAUCCCUGCACCUGUCAGGUCCAGCGGACCAAGUAAAGCACUUAAAUUGGUUGGUAAGGGAAAGGAGGUGGAUGACUUUGUGGACAAACUCAAGUCAGAGGGAGAGAAUAUCAUCUUGCCCAGCACAGGCAAAAGACCCUCAGAUGCAUCCAAAUCUCUACCUGCUCCAACACACACAGAAAGUGUGCACCUGCGAGUGGAAGACAAGAUGACCUUAAUAUGUGGGCGUGAUGGUGGCCUGCAGAACAUGGAAGUGCUUGGCAUGAUUACUCUCAGAGUGUCUGAUGAAAAGAAUGGGCGAAUUAGGCUGCAUGUCAACAAUAAGGACAAGAGGGGUGUUCAAUUGCAGACCCAUCCCAAUGUGGACAAAAAGCUUUUCACUGCUGAUUCUGUGAUUGGCCUGAAGAACCCAGACAAAUCCUUCCCUCUGAAAAGUGAUGUGGGUGUUCUCAAAUGGAGACUACAGACCACAGAUGAAUCUCUCAUACCUCUAACAAUAAACUGCUGGCCCUCUGAGAGUGGUAAUGGCUGUGAUGUAAACAUUGAGUAUGAGCUACAGGACGAAUCUCUGGAACUCAAUGAUGUAGUCAUCUCUAUCCCUGUUCCGUCAGGGGUGGGAGCUCCUGUGAUUGGUGAUCUAGAUGGAGAAUAUCGUCAUGACAGCAGACGGAAUGUUCUGGAGUGGUGUCUGCCUGUGAUUGAUGUGAAGAAUAAGUCCGGUAGCCUUGAGUUCAGUAUACCUGGCCAGCCCGAUGACUUUUUCCCUGUCAAUGUCUCCUUUGUCUCCAAGAGCAACUACUGUGACAUUCAGGUCACAAAGGUAUCCCAGGUGGAUGGGGACAGUCCGGUUCGGUUCUCCACAGAGACAUCAUUUGUGGUCGACAAGUACGAAAUACUGUAGAAGGAAACAUCACUAAUGCAAUUCCACCCAACUUGACAAAAGAGCAGAUAAAUGGACUGAAAACAUUCAUAUAAAUACAAGAAGGGAGAGACUUGCAAAUGGAGGGGCGACGCUAUCUUUAUCAUCUUCAACAGGAUUUAAUUUUUUUCAUAAAGAAAAAAUGUCCUUUUGGCCCUUGCUGGCAUUAUUGGCUCUACUUGUACCAAAUUUGUUGUCAAAUUUGUAACCCAAUCAUGAUGUCAGUGAGGAUUGAGGCUUAAAUGGGGACUGUAUCAGAAGAAGGGAGUGGGCAGGUGGGUCUCUAUUUAUUUGAAGUCAUCAUGGCAGUAAUUAGUUAUGUCUCACUGAUGUACUAUGGGUAUAAAAUUUGAAUUGACGGCUGAUAUAACUCAACUGUAAGGGAAAAGUCAGGUUGCUUGUGUCUUUUCUGUUUGUGGCUCUCCAAAGUUUAAUUUUCCUUGUGCCCUAAACUAACUUUUUGAAACACUAGAAGGGAGGUAAGGACUUAUUUUCUCUUUAGUCACAGCUUGUGUGACUAAUCCACUGUUGUUGUACCUGGCUUAUAAUAACCCAUUAGUCCAUACCCUGAAAUGGGCUGCAGUAUUAGUCUCUGUUUUGUCAUUCAUGCCUCCUGUUUCUUUUCUAGAAAUACAUAUUUUAUCUAAUUGUUCAAUGUUGACAUAUUUAAGAAUUGGAUCUUUGCCUGACUCUUGACUGGCUGUGUGUUCUUCUGCUUUUAAAUCAUGUUGUGGUGUAGUUAUGUCAAGCCUUUAAAGAAAUGAAGCCUUCAGAACUUUGUUCCAUGAUAUCAAAAUACAAAUUGCCAAAAAAUGUCAAUUUGAUAAAUAAAUGAAUAAUAUAUUGCAGUAAAUAGAUUUGAUUCUUCCAUUAGUAAUGUGAUGGUUAUUACUAAGCUUACAACAUUGUAUGCAAAGAAAAACAUUGCUUAAUGCGGCUUUAAAAAAAGUUCAAUCUGGUUAAUUUCCUAUUUUGUAUUGAAAGCAAAAGCUGCAGGCUCAGGCUUUGACUUCGCUAAAACAUACAACUAAAAGGCAACCUGCUCACUCUCCAUCUGAAAUGUGUUUUACAGCGUGUAGGUAGUAGAGGUUCAGGACCUGUCAAUGAUUGUGAAUGGGUUUUCAGGGAGGGACCUCUGGUCUCUAAUCAGCAUUAAAAGUGAUUCCCAGCCUGUCAAGCCAUUAGCCCAAUCUUCAAUCUCAAAUUCAACCCCACAAAACCUUGCUGAAGAAAAGUGAAGAGGUCUCCCUUUAUCUAUUUGUUCCCAAUAAUGCCUUGAAUGUAUCUGCAUAGUUUGAUGAGGGGUAGGGCUUUUUGUUCAUCUUUAUUGUUUUUUGUUGAUGGAAUCAUAAUGUGGACUGCGGAAGGUAGAAGGAGAUUUGUUUUUUUUUGUUUUUUUUUUAAUCUUGUAAAAUAAUAAAUUAGGCAUUGAUGAUGAAUAACAUUCCAAUGUAAUCUUACAAAAAAAUAAAGAGUAAAAAAAAACUUUUGA
Myxocyprinus asiaticus (Chinese sucker) is the source of this 3212-nucleotide messenger RNA. Its product is annotated as coatomer subunit delta-like. Gene Ontology annotation, cellular component: COPI vesicle coat; cytosol. NCBI's taxonomy places the organism in Eukaryota, Metazoa, Chordata, Actinopteri, Cypriniformes, Catostomidae. The transcript is spliced from 10 exons. Gene Ontology annotation, biological process: Golgi localization; retrograde vesicle-mediated transport, Golgi to endoplasmic reticulum; endoplasmic reticulum to Golgi vesicle-mediated transport. The record is from RefSeq and is a predicted model, not a curated record. Bases 176 to 1702 code for a protein of 508 amino acids.